Rhipicephalus sanguineus (brown dog tick) is the source of this 4002-nucleotide messenger RNA. Its product is annotated as 5'-3' exoribonuclease 1. Bases 17 to 2431 code for a protein of 804 amino acids. Lineage: Eukaryota; Metazoa; Arthropoda; Arachnida; Ixodida; Ixodidae. The transcript has 15 exons. The record is from RefSeq and is a predicted model, not a curated record.
GUGCCAGGUCCAUUACAUGAACGCUCAUCAGAUGUCGCAGCAGCUCGGGGUCAACGCGCAGUUUGUGUCUCGUAUCACGGGCACCGUGUAUAUUCAGAUGAAUAGCAGGGAGGCCGAAUCGGCUUCCCUCGUCAAUGUUGGCCUGCAUUUGAAGUUCAACAAAACAUCCGAAGAGAUUCCUGGAUACUCGAAGAGAACUAACGACACUUGGCUGUACUCGACAAAGUGCCUUCAAGUACUCAAGGAGUAUCUGGCAAAGUAUCUCGAUUUUGUGCAGAGAAUUCUUCCAUUUUUGGGGCAGGACAAAAUUUCGGUAGAGGACCUUUAUCCAAAAGGAGUUGGGAAAGAAGAGGUGAAAGAAGUGGCCAAGUGGAUAAAAGAGCAGGAGUGCACCAAGGUUCCGCGGGUCAAAAGUGGUGCACUGUUGCUCGACGAGGGCGUCGUGCAGGCCAUCGAAGAGACUAUCAACAGGGCCAAGAGCACGGAGCCACCACAGGAAGUGCUCUUGGACGUUCACCCCAAGCACCUGUAUCGGCCAGGCCUGCAGCACGGCUGGGUGCCGCCCGACGCGAAGGCCACGUACCACUUGUUUGACCGAGUGGUGAAUGUCCGUGAAAACAUUUCAGUUCCUCUGGGAUACCGGGGAACCAUCAUCGGACUUCUCCCACUGGAAGAUAACGAGCCACAAAUGUGCGAGGUAGUGUUUGAUGAGCCGUUUGCGGGCGGCCUCCCCCUGCGGUGCUCGGAACAUCACGGCUACCGCAUCUCCACUCUGUUCCUGGUGAACCUGUCGUACGGCAGCCGAGGCCAGAGGAGCCAACAACUCUACCAGGUGCCAGCACGCCGCCAGCAACAGGCGGAUUCAUACUCAGCGGUUGCUGGCAACAAGGUCAGAACUGGCUCUGCUCAACCACGGGCCACCCAUGCAAGCGUAGAUAACGGCUGGCAGGACUUGUCACCACAGCGUCGGCAAGGGAAGAACAGGUUUCACCACUCACCAAAUUCACCAUUCGAGGCUCAAAAGUCCUCCCCAGCUCCCGAGUCAUCCGGUGAAAACACGUCAGACUUUGCCUCCUUGUGGCUUGGGCUGCAGAAGGCGACAGCAGCACCCAUGGCGUGCACCCUACCACCUGCACAGCAGGCUUCAACCUCUUCACAGCACCAGGGCACUCCCCUCUCGCUGGACGAGCUCUUCAAAGGAGCGAGGAACCUUAAGGAAGAGAACUCUGGGACUGUGGCUCCAUCAUCAGCGAGCAUCCUGGAGGACUUGGUGAAGCGCACCAAGGAGUCGAUGGGUGCAGAGCCAGAACACUUCUGCAUUGGAAUGGAUGGACAGCCUCCAAAGAAAUUCAAGGCGUUUGUCGUCCUGCCGAAUGGGAAAAAGUUCGCGAGCGCAUGCUUGGACAACCAGAAGAGUGCACUGCAGGAUGCAGCCCAGCAGGCUCUUGCAUUUGUCACCAAGAAAAUGCCUGCCUCCCAGCUGGUGCAACCAACGCCUAUAGCAGUGCAACCUCAGCGGCCCAACUUGCCCCUUCCCUUUGGCAACCCGCCGCCACCGUUAUGUGGCGCUGGCAGCUUGGGGGCACAGUUUCGGAUGCCGCCCCCUUGCGAGGCAUCGCUCAUUCCGGACUCCUUCGUGGAGAGCAACCGCCGCCUCAUGGAGACACUUAACAGCAUGCCGAGCGAGCAGCAGACGCAGCAACCCGGCCACGGUCUGUCGUGGCAGAUGCCAAGGAUGCCACCCCCGUUCAACCGGGCACCCCUGUACAUGGCAACGUCACCUGGCAAGGAACCGUACCAGCAGCGCCCCUUCUUUCCCAGUCCCCGCAACAUUUUUGCUCCACGGCCUACAAUGUUCCUGUACCAGCAACAUCAACAACAGUUGCACAGGCAACCACACCCGGACAGUCUUCUGCGACCCCAGUUUCCUGCCAGGUCUCCGCACAAGGACAGGCAGCCUGCGCAUAGCGGAGGUGGUCGUUAUGGGGAGCAGCAGUCGGAGCCUUGCCUGCCGCGGCCGCCCGUAUUUCCCGAGCACCAGCUCUCGGCGUCAGCCAGUGUGUUCGUUCCCACUCAGGUCAUGCGAAAGCAACCUGCUUCCAAGUCCACUACGGCCACGGCCAGUUCUAGUUCUCCGAAAAAGAACAAGGCGGCUGCAAAAAGCACGAAGUCGCCACCAACUAAGGAAGCACCGGCACAGAAGCCCGUCGACCUCACCCAGAGUGCUUCGGCAAAGCAGCAAACGGCCAAGGAGCCAGAGGCAGCAAACGUGGCAGCACCUUCAAGUGCACAGUCUUCAACGGCCAAACCCAACCCGGAUUCCAGUGCCACGAAAUCUGCACCCGCGUCACAAGCCGCUGCCGCUUCCAAUUCAAAGCCUCCGGCGCGCAGGUCGAGGCUGGCCGUCAAGUUUGACUAUGCCCCCUCCUGAGGGGCUCGAGUCACAUAGCAUGUUUGCGGCGUGCUAGGCAAAGCGUUCGUGAGAUGUCCUUUUGUACACCCGAAAGAGACGACUCAACAGAUGCUGCCCACCGACGCGCAUAUCGGACGGUGUAAAACAAAACAUUGGUUUGCAGAUGUAUAGUUUACGUACUUCGGCGACUGGCUGGAUCUCCGAUGUAAAUUCUCAAUUUUCUCCUUACGCACACAUCGUGAUUUCUUUUCCUCAAUUUCGUAAUUGUGCUUUCGGAUAAUUUCUAUCGCGCGCACGCUAAUGUUUGAUAACACUUGAAACAAAGUCACAAAUGACCUAAAAUUUACGGGAAACUGUUUUCUUGCUCUCAUGUUUUAUUUAAAGCCUCGUUGAGUUUCACAGCGAUGAGGUCUGUGAGACCUUGCAAGCUGUGCUUGUGGUAGCUGCUGCUUAAUAAUGGCGCAAGGUCGUUACAGCCGCAAACUGUGAUUUCAAAAGCACGCACAUGUAUUUCGCUUGCGGAACUUAAUUUCCUCUUCAUAUUAAAGCAAUGUCACUCCUCCUUACUGUUGUGCUAAUCUGAAUCGUCGUGCAGCCAGGAACUGAGCCAGCCAGAAUGAACACGCCAAUGACAACCAGUCAUUAGUUAUCAACGGUGAGGGGCUCAGGUCACAUAGCGCUUUUGCGGCGUACUAGGCAAAGCGUUCGUGAAAUGUCCUUUUGUGUACACCCUAAAGGGGCGACUCAACAGCUGCAGCCCACUGACGCGGCGAUACGGCUCUCUUUGUUGUGAUGCACUGUGUGCUGAAUAUACGCCUAGGGCGACUUGAUUUAAAUUGUGUUCUUUAUUGAUCACUUGCGUUGCCUUUCGCAACAUUUUUACCCCUUUGUUGAGCCUUUGAAAACUGAAGGAAACCACUUUGCAGUGAUGUUUUUUUUUAAUCAACAUUUACAAGUGUUGUUACAUUUCUAAAAAUUACUUUUAUUAGUGGACUCGUUUAUAUUGUUAUCAUACAUCUGUGAUAAUCGAAUUGGGAGCUAACGAAGACUGUACACUCCUGCCUGACCUAAAGAGUUCUGCAUGAUCUUAUACGAGCUAUUUUGUUCGUGUAGCAUGCUGCGGCUGAGUGUCGUCUUUCUUGUUUUCCUGAGCCAUGUGCGGCGUAUUGGUCUAUGUUUCUUUUUAAAACUUUAAUAAAAACUCCUUAAUUAAUGCUGCUAACAUUUCCAUCAUUUCUAAGCAGAAGCGGCGAAGUUUCUUGCUUAAAUUGUUUGAGGAAAGUCUGCCGUUGCAGUUGUGUUGCUGCCAUAGGAAUGAUGUGUAGUGAACACAGAUUUGGCAUGGCUUUGUUGACAAAAGCAAAUUGCUGCUUCUUUUUCUUGUUAUUCACAAUUCAGUUGCGUUGCGUGCUAGUCGCACGACAUUUCUUUAGGGUGGUAAAACAUUUCACAUUGACAUUUCAUUGUGUUAUGCAAUUUUGACUGUCAAAAUAAGUCUGGACACUUCUUGGUACAUAUGUCGCUAGUUUCAGCGGCUGUUCAGAAGUGACGCUUGCCAUCGGCGACUAUAUUAUGUGCUUCAAAGAGCU